CCUGUUCCUCCUCGAUAUUACUAACGUCUCCAACAUGGCGUCGCAGUACUACCAAGAGAUGCAGGAGAGUUUUAAAAAUAAUAACAAGAGUCGCGAGUUUCCGGCCCAUAGCGCUAAAGUACACUCGGUAGCUUGGAGCUGUGAUGGCCGGCGUCUGGCUUCAGGAUCGUUUGAUAAAACAGCGAGUGUGUUUGUUCUGGAGAAAGACCGCCUGGUGAAGGAGAAUAACUAUCGUGGCCAUGGAGACAGCGUCGACCAGCUGUGCUGGCAUCCCACAAACCCGGACCUGUUCGUCACCGCCUCAGGAGACAAGACCAUCCGCAUCUGGGAUGUUCGGACGACCAAGUGCAUCGCGUCCGUCAGCACGAAAGGGGAAAACAUUAACAUAUGCUGGAGUCCGGACGGGCAGACCAUCGCCGUGGGGAACAAGGACGACGUGGUGACCUUCAUCGAUGCCAAAACGCACCGAUCGCGGGCGGAGGAGCAGUUCAAGUUCGAGGUGAACGAGAUCUCCUGGAACAACGACAACGACAUGUUCUUCCUGACCAACGGCAAUGGCUGCAUCAAUGUGCUCAGCUACCCUGAGUUAAAGCCAAUCCAGUCCAUCAACGCUCACCCGUCCAACUGCAUCUGCAUCAAGUUUGACCCCACGGGGAAGUACUUCGCCACAGGCAGCGCAGAUGCCCUGGUCAGCCUGUGGGAUGUGGAGGAGCUGGUGUGCGUGCGCUGCUUCUCCAGGCUCGACUGGCCCGUCCGGACCCUGAGCUUCAGUCAUGAUGGCAAGAUGCUGGCGUCAGCAUCCGAAGACCAUUUCAUCGACAUCGCCGAGGUGGAAACUGGUGAGAAGCUGUGGGAGGUGCAGUGCGAGUCCCCCACUUUCACAGUGGCCUGGCAUCCCAGACGCCCCCUGCUGGCGUAUGCCUGCGACGACAAGGACGGCAAAUACGACAGCAACCGCGAGGCGGGCACCGUCAAGCUCUUCGGCUUGCCUACUGAUUCGUGAGGAGCAAGAUCGCCGGCUGUGUCGUGCACCUGACCAGGUCGACCCCCUGUCUGACCACGAGAACUGAGUAUAUGUGGGAAUCCUUUUAUUUUUUAUUUUUUUGCCCACACCAUAAUAGUUUUGUUGGGCCCUCCACCCCCUGCACAAUAAAAGUCAGCAGCUCAUCACCAAAGAAGGAAGCAUGGUUAGCUGGUGGACCCGCCGGCCCUUAUUCUUCUUCUGGUCGCCGUCUGCAUGCUGCAGCCAGGUAAUUAGGUGUGUAGGUGGUGGAACGCGGUAAAAACGUGGACUAGCUUAGGAUGGUGACUAGAUUGGGAAGUUGCUGUUCUCUUAUCAACCACCAGGGGGCUUUCUUUCUCCAUCGCCUCUGUCUAAUAUUUUUUCUGUGUCCUAAUAAUGGUGUGAUAUUUGUUUUUUUUUUGUACCAUAUUUUAUGAAUCGUAACUGAAUUUUGUAAUAGUAUUAAAGAGGUUGACAGGAAAA
Molecule: messenger RNA, 1486 nt
Organism: Brienomyrus brachyistius
Lineage: Eukaryota; Metazoa; Chordata; Actinopteri; Osteoglossiformes; Mormyridae
Gene: thoc3
Product: THO complex 3
Exons: 6
Coding region: 35-1003 (322 amino acids)
Biological process (GO): mRNA export from nucleus
Cellular component (GO): THO complex part of transcription export complex
Molecular function (GO): protein binding
Source: RefSeq, a predicted model, not a curated record